Molecule: messenger RNA, 6169 nt
Organism: Corythoichthys intestinalis (scribbled pipefish)
Lineage: Eukaryota; Metazoa; Chordata; Actinopteri; Syngnathiformes; Syngnathidae
Product: cytohesin-3-like
Exons: 13
Coding region: 399-1595 (398 amino acids)
Biological process (GO): regulation of ARF protein signal transduction
Molecular function (GO): guanyl-nucleotide exchange factor activity
Source: RefSeq, a predicted model, not a curated record
AGCUGCAAAUAAAAGACCAACCACUUGUUUUCCUGUCCUCUACUUUUGAGCAUCUGAUACCUUUUAAAAUGAAAUUUCUCAGCGCAAGACCUUUUCAGCUGUCUGGAUGGUGUUCUUCAGCUCAAACUCAGAGAAGUACAUGGCAUGUCUGUGUGAAAUGGAGAAAAAAACGGGAGUUGACAGAGGCCAAGGUGGACCGGUUUGUCUCGACGGUCCGGUUGCUUUAGGAGGAAUGUUGGCUAAAAUUGUCUCUGAGCUGUCAGUGUGUGUUUAUGCACUUCUGCUUAAGUAUUAGUACAAGCUGUGAGUAGGUGUAAUGACUUUUAGCGCACACCUUGGUAGUAGAAAGUUAUACUUCACAAGGGAAUACGUUGCUCCAAAAGCUGUCUGCUGAUGGCAUGCAACCCGGCGAAUGGAAAAAGCGACGUGUACCUGAAGACCUGUCUUUGGAGGAGCGAGAUGAGCUGUGCAACAUCCGUCGCAGGAAAAAAGAGCUGCUGGAUGAUAUUGAACGGCUGAAGUUCGAGAUAGCAGAAGUCAUGACGGAAAUUGAGCAGUUAACAUGUGUCGGAGAAAGCAAAACCACACAAAGAAACAAACAGAUCGCCAUGGGGAGGAAGAAGUUCAACAUGGACCCCAAAAAGGGCAUCCAGUUCCUUCUGGAAAACGAUCUAUUGCAAAACACAGCAGAGGACAUCGCACAGUUCCUCUACAAAGGCGAGGGGCUUAAUAAGACUGUCAUUGGGGACUACUUGGGCGAACGGGAUGACUUCAACAUCAAGGUGCUUCAAGCAUUUGUGGAGCUCCAUGAGUUUGCCGACCUCAACCUCGUGCAGGCCUUAAGGCAGUUCCUGUGGAGCUUCAGACUUCCUGGCGAAGCUCAGAAGAUCGAUCGUAUGAUGGAGGCGUUUGCCUCCAGGUACUGUCAGUGCAAUCCUGGCGUCUUCCAGUCCACAGACACCUGCUACGUCCUGUCAUUUGCCAUCAUUAUGCUGAACACCAGCCUGCACAACCCCAACGUACGAGACAAGCCGCCCGUGGAGCGCUUCAUCUCCAUGAACCGAGGCAUCAAUGAGGGUGGGGACCUCCCAGAGGAGCUGCUCAGGAAUCUGUAUGAUAGUAUCAAGAGCGAACCAUUUAAAAUUCCGGAGGACGAUGGGAACGACUUGACGCACACGUUCUUCAACCCGGACAGAGAGGGUUGGCUGCUCAAAUUAGGCGGCAGAGUGAAAACUUGGAAGCGGCGGUGGUUCAUCCUUACCGACAAUUGCCUCUACUACUUUGAAUACACAACAGACAAGGAACCUCGCGGGAUUAUUCCGCUGGAAAAUCUCAGCAUCAGGGAAGUGGACGAACCCAGGAAGCCGAACUGCUUUGAGCUGUACAACCCAAACCACAAGGGUCAGGUGAUCAAAGCCUGUAAAACAGAGGCGGACGGACGUGUGGUGGAGGGCAACCACGUGGUUUACCGGAUAUCUGCGCCUACGUCCGAGGAGAAGGAGGAGUGGAUCAAGUCCAUCAAGGCCAGCAUCAGCAGAGACCCCUUCUAUGACAUGCUCGCCACCAGGAAGAGGCGCGUCGCCAACAAGAAGUGAAGAUGACCAAAGCCGAACGAUCCAGUUGAGGUUGCCUCCAAACCAAAACUGUGUUGUUGUUUUUUUGAGGGGGGAGGUUGGACAAAUUACGGGAGGGAGCGGUUGUGUGUACACACAUGGACUUUUAACGCGCACGCCCCGUCCCUCCUCCCCCGACUCAUUCUGUUUCAGGUGCGCGAGCAUGUGUGUUUCCGUGUGCGUGCGUGUGGGAGAUUCUCUUCACUGUGCUGCAUGACAGACAUGUCUGAGAUGUAUAUGUUAAAAAAAACAGUCUUGAGUCAGCUGGACUGAUUUCAUCCAAUAGUAAAAGACAGACAAUGAUGACCUGUGUUUGUUUGAGUUUGUGAAGGUGGCAUGCGAUCGAAGGAAAGACGGUUGAAUACGAGGCUACACUGAAAAGACUACGAGAGGAGAGCCAUCAUUUGUACCCGAAAGGUCGUGAUAAAUUAUCGUACGUGAAUGAAUUUCUAAUGUUUUGAGGGAAAUUGUAAUCCCGUAAAGAUAGUUAUUUAACAAAAAUAAACGCAGAAGUACAAGAAAAAAAGCCAUUCCUUUUUAGGAGAAAAUUAUUUGACAACAAUAAAAUCCUUAUAUACUGAUUUAAGAAAAUGGAAUGGAAUUUUACAGGAAUAAUACUUUUGCAGCAAUAAAGUCAUUAUUUUACACUAGUAGUAUACUAAUAUUGUGGGAAAAGUUUAAAUUUUUAAAGUUAAGCCAUUAUAAGGAAAAAGUUGUAAUUUAAUGACAGUUAUUUUAUAAGAAAGUUUUAUUUAAGGGAAAUUGUCAUUUUAUGCAAACAAUGGUCACCUAAUUGUUAAAUAUUAAUUCAUGUCAUAAACAUUUUUUGAAUAAAUCAUACUAUAAAGAUUAAGUUGAAUUUUUACAAAAAUACAGGACAUUUUUUUAACAAUUUGACAAUUUUGUAAGCGACACACCUACUUUAAACUAGUAAAUUUCCCUUGUUUUCAGUGUAAAUCCAUUAGAAAUCAGUAAAAUUAUCUGCCAGUGCUUCAAGCUAAACUAUAAUCACAACAGACUUAUUUUAAGCAAUAAAUUAGUAUAUUUAAUCUUUAAAAAAGCUUUAAAAUGUCAUAUGUUCUUUAUUCAAGAAUAGAUCAUAGACUUCACGAUCAGUUGACGGGGCUCGGGGCCAAUCAGUAGGGGGUCCAUUUUAAAAAACUUAAAAUUCUAAUAUUUUCAAAACCAAAGCCGCUAGCGACCUAAAACCAAAAACAGGCACCUCCCUUAGGCAUAUAUGAGUCUCCAUGAGCAGCGACAUAAAAAAAUUCAGUCGUUCCCUAAUAAUUUUUUUUUUUUUUUAAAUAAAAGUAUAACAAAACUUAAAAUGGCUAUAAAAUUCUCAAAUUUUACGCUAGAUGCAAAAAAAAUCCCCAAAUGCAGCGAUAAUCACCUAUAUUUUCAGGAUCAUUAGCAAUAUUGAACAUAGAAGUUUUUAAAAAUAGCAACUUCAUUUUUUUAAAUAAAUCACUCAACUUUCACCUCGGCAACUUAAUACUUGAGGAAAGCAUGCAGAAUCAUCUUGAUUUUACUCAACAAAAGCAUUAGCAUUUUUCUAUACACAAUCACAAGUUAUUUAGGUUGAAUUCCGAUCUUACUAUUGCCUCAGCACGGAGGCACGUCUUGCCGGCUAUCUGGACGUCGUUGUUUUUAGAUUGAAAUGUUACAUAAAAUAAAAAACAUAAAAGGCACAUUUUUUUUUUUGUGUGGGCACAGAAAUGUCUAAAUUACUAUUUUUUUGGCCAAAAAACGGGCAGUUGGCUCAAUAUUACCUCAUCAUUUGAAUGUAAAUUUACACUAUUGUGUAUGGAUGCAACAUGGCGGCCAUCACAAAGCAAAGAGCUUUUUAAUUUGAAAUUUCUUGUAAAUAAACGUGUACAUCCCGUAUUUUCUAUAGAUAUGAACAUAGAACAGUCUAGAUUCCUGGUUAAAAGCAAAAAAAAACGGGCAGUUAUCAUUCAUUUUACGUAAAGAUUUCAAGCUAAAAUAACGCUAUUGUGUAAAUCCAACGUAGUGGCCAUCACAAAACAAAGAGCUUUUUAAGUUGAUAAUUCUUGUAAAUAAAUGUGUACAUCCCUGAAUUUCUAUAGAUAUGAACAUAGAAGAAUCUAGAUUCUUGGUUAAAAGGAAAAAAAACAAAAAAAAAAACAGGCAAUUAUCAUUCAUUUUACGAGUUAAAGUUAGGCACAUUUUUUUCUAUGCGUUUUUUUCACAACGUUUCAAAGUGCAUGCAUGGGACUAUUUUAUAUAUUACCUUGAAUCCUCAAACCAAAUCACUUUUAAGACACUCCUGCCGGCUUAUAUGCAGUAAAACAUUCGUCCUUUUUCCACCUAAAUCCGGCGUUUGAACGCAGCAUGUGUUUGAGUUUAUCUAGUGAAAGCCAAAUCCUCUGCCUGGGUCGACCCCCAACGGAAAGGCAUGACGCAAUGUUUAUGGGAGCUGUCUUGUCAACUGAUGGUGAAGUCUAUGAAUAGAUAUUGUUCAAAACAUUGUUUGAAAGCAUUUUUUUCUUGAUUUAGGUGAAAAAUUACCAAUUUUUAAAUGUAUGAGCUGAAAAAGAACAAAUAGUAAUAUUUACUUAAAGUGGAAUAAUCUGAUGCAUUAAUCUGUUAAUUAGUCUUUAAAGGGAACCGCAGAUAGAAAGACUUAAAAGAUAAAACGUUAUUAUGAUCUAAAAUAAUUUGAUAUUAAAACCCCUCUUGAUGUUUUCGUUUUCAUACAAUUUGUAAAAUUAGUUUAACUAGUAGGUCGCCAUUGUCGUUGACGUCGCAGGGCGGUGAUGUCGCUGAGGUACGCUGCCCGGCUUCCAGAAUAUGACUCAAGCGACAUAGCAACAUGUCAUCUGUUCAUCCGUUUCAAUUUGAACCUGAGAGGAACAUUAAUGAGCAUGACAGCAAUGUCGAUAUUUCAGAAAACGAGCAGCAAAAGCAAAAUGAACAGGAAAAACGGGUUGAGACAAGAUGAGAGUAGACAAAAAAACGGUGUUCUGCCAAAAUACGUCCUACAAGAGGCGAAUUAGACACCCAAAGUACUACUGUGCACUUUCAGCUUGUUUUGUUUAGAUUCAUACAGACAGAACAAACUAAAGAUGCCUUAAGAAAAUACCUAAACAUAGUAAUCCGCUUUAAAGCUACUACAAGAAAACAAUGCUUAAAAGAGAGGGAAAUACAUGCAAAAAGUAUUUUAAGGCAAUGAAAAACUCAACAAAAACACAAACUGUAAGUGCUCGCCGCUUUUAACCGAUGUGCGCAUGUGUUGGACGUCUUGCCGCGUAGAAGGAUUUGCAGAACACCGGUAGUGUUCGUCUAGUGACAGUGACAAACUACGUCAUCACCCCGAGUGUCCAUUGCAAUCGUAAAACAGGGCGCCCUCCGUCGGUCAAAACAUGUACUUAAUAUUAUAGAUUUUUAAAUCAAUGGCAAAAUUUUAUGUGUUUAUAAUAACAUAUUUUGGUAAAAGAGAAGAAUUGUGGUUUAAUAGAACCUAGAGGUCUUUUAGUCCGAGGUUCCCUUUAACACUCAAAACAAGAUUAUUUGACUCGAUUUUAGAAAAAUGAUCUUACUAAGACGUUAUAAAAUUUGCAGUGUAAGUUUACAGUGUAAGAAAAAUUGACAUUUUGAAAGCAUUCUUUUAAAAAAAAAAGGCAUUUUAGCUUUUGAGAAUUUUUUUUUUUUCAAUGGUAUAAAUUAUUUUUUUCCACACAAAGACGAAAUUUUGACAUUCCAGGAAAAUACAGUUAUGAUUUUUAAUGUAUUUUACGCUAAUAAAAUUCCCACUUGUGUGUAAUACUGAAACUGGGAAUAUGACCACGUUUUCAACACCACAAUUCUCCUUUAAAAAGGAGAAAAUCUUUUUGUUUCCUUGAUUUGAAAAAUUUUCAAUCACUGUCAAAGUCAGCCAUCGAGUGACAAAUUCUUUUGAGUGUGGCCUUAAUCCACCUUGCUAAUUGCCAGUCUUUUCAAAGCUUUAUAUGAAAGGCGCCCAGUCCCAAUAAGCUUAGUUUUUUUUUUUUCUUUUUGUCAGUGAACGUGUCGUAUACGUGUUUCCGUUUCUAAUCUUUGCUUGCUUUUUAAAAUAUAAGCUGUUUCUCAUAUUUUGGUAUUUAUUUAUGUGAAAGUGCAAAUGUAUAACAAUGUAUUUUUAAAUUAUGUAUGUAUAUAUAAUGUAUGUUUCUGAUGUUUUUUUCCCCCUUUUUUUUUUUAUUAGGGAGGGAGGGGGGCUCUUUACAAAAAGCCUUAAAAUAGAAUCAUAAAAUUGAGAAUAUUGCUAACUGUGAUGACGCCGUUCUUAAAAGCCAUGACUGAUGUGUGAAUAAGGUGCUUGAUGUGACAUUUAUAAUCAUAAUUCUAACUUUAUAUCUCAUGAAGAUGAUAAUAUCCUGAAUGAAGAUGUCAAAAAUGUCAAAAGCUUUCUAUGUGAUUGUAAAUUUGAAUGAAAAGCCUACUGCAGGGCAUAUUAUUAUCGCAUUAACUUUUUUUUAUGUCAAAUCUAUUGGUCACACAUUCAUGUGUAUUCCAUCAAGUAUCUAUAAAGCUAACAGCAGAUGUGUUUCUUA